CCUGAAAACUGUGACAAGGUGGCCACUGCUUCGAGAAGAGCCAGUGUUGACUGUGAGCCUGAUUGAGACUGUCUCUGGAGUGGACAUAAAAAAAAUAAACCAUCUGAGUGUGUUCAUCUCGAACGAGAGGCUGCAAUAUGGGGAUGGGGGUUGGAGUGUUCUUUCUUGUAGCAACAUGUUGUUACAUGUUUGCUGAAGCCAUUCCAGUUGAUUCAGCUUUAAGUAAAGAACUCGAAUCUGUUAUUGAACAAGACGACAUUGUGUUCACUUUAAAACACAUUAAACCGAAAAGAAGAUCGCGCCAUCCUGAAACGUUAUUUUCAGUCGAGUUCCCCGGCUCUGAAAAUAAGUUCUCGUUUUUACUGGAUAGGAUCGACAAAAACGUUAUAAUAGAAACGAUUGAGAAUGGUCGCGAUAGAGUCCAGCAGUUCACAGUUGACACUCUAGAAGACGAUUCAGCAAUCCGUUCGAUGAUUCUUGCGGUGAACCAGAAGCAGCCAGGAGCGCAAGUGACCUUGUACAUCAAUUGCGUAUCAUACGGUAUGGUUGCAACGCCGAAAACGAUGCGAGAAAUGUUUACCAAGAUGGACAAUCCCCACGUGCAACUGUUCAGAGAAAAAAAGCAUCACCUCUCAAUCGAAAAACACACAAACAUCCAUAAAAUUUUCACUGAAAACCACUGCCCACCCAGCAUAAUCAACACCCACACAAAACGCAAUCUCGACUCAAUGUUUGAUUUGGCACCCACCAAAAACGACUUAGAAUUCGAUCACAACGUUCAAGCUCAACAACCAAUCGUUACUAGUUUUAGAGGCGACAUCGAUCUAGUCCAUAACGAAGAUAGUAUUUUAAAAGCGUUAAAUGAAUUGAUUAUUUCCGUUAAUCGAAUGAAUCAUAACAUGGAAACUCAAACUAAAACGAUUCAACAGCUACAAGAUUUCUUUAGGGAAUGUGAUAUUUGUAGCGCCUCUAAUAUCGAAAGACCAAAUUGUAGAACUCACCCGCCUAGAUGUGCGCAUGGUGUUGAGUGUGUAGACACUAAUGAUGGUCCAAGAUGUGGGCAAUGUCCUCAUGGAACGAUUGGAGAUGGUUAUACUUGCAAACCUGGGUAUACAUGUGCCCAAAGACCUUGUUAUGAAGGAGUUCGUUGUCAUGAUACUGCUGAAGGUGCUAGAUGUGGACAAUGCCCUCCGGGAUAUACCGGCGAUGGGUUCCAUUGUCAAGAAGAAAAUACUUGUUCGAGAAGAAAUCCGUGUUUUAGUGGAGUUGAAUGUUACGAUACACCUUCAGGACCGAGAUGUGGAUCAUGUCCUUCCGGUUAUUCCGGAGACGGUAUACAUUGUUCAAGAGAAAAUGCAUGCGAUCGAAAUCCUUGUUAUGCCGGUGUUGAAUGUCACGAGACCCCAUCUGGUGCUCGAUGCGGUCCUUGCCCAAGAGGUUACACUGGAAAUGGUUACAUGUGUCAUCCAGAUGGAAGUUGUGCUUGGAAUCCUUGUUUUGAAGGUGUGGAGUGUCGAGAUACGGGUGCUGGAGCUGAAUGCGGCCCAUGUCCUCGAGGCUAUAUAGGAGAUGGUCGUCAAUGUCGACCUGGAAAGAAAUGUUCUGAUAGGCCCUGUUUUGAAGGGGUUAGGUGCCACGACACCGAUCAAGGAGCUAGAUGUGGACCUUGCCCACCCGGUUAUGAAGGAAAUGGGGAAACUUGUAGAAAGGUUUGCGACCUAGCCAGGUGUCAACAGGGUACCAGAUGUGAACCGACAACGACACCUCCUUAUUACAAAUGUGUGGGAUGUCCUCAAGGAUUUAUCGGAAACACGACUCAUUGUAGAGAUGUUGAUGAAUGUGACCUUUACGAACCUUGCGAUCAAAUGGUAGAAUGUCAUAAUCUUAGUCCCGGUUACGAAUGCGGUCCUUGCCCACCUGGUUACACGGGAAGUUCAGGAUUUAGAGGAUCCGGACCAGAAGAUGCUAGAAGACAUAGACAAAGAUGUUACGAUAUAGAUGAAUGUGCUGAUGGUUCUAGAAGAUGUCCUCCAAACGCUGUUUGUAGAAAUCUCGAAGGAUCUUAUGAAUGCGUUGGAAGAGGUGAUAAUUUCUGCGCGGAUGGAACUCAAUGUAACGAAAACGCGGUUUGUUCUUACGUUGGAUACAACCGCUACGUGUGUAAAUGCAGAACUGGUUGGGCUGGAAAUGGGCAAUACUGCGGAAGAGAUUCCGAUUUAGACGGAUGGCCUGAUCACCAACUUCCAUGCAAUGACGAGCGAUGCAAAAAAGAUAAUUGCCCCGACACUCCUAAUUCAGGGCAAGAAAAUGCUGAUGGUGACGAAUGGGGUGAUGUUUGUGAUGAGGACGCUGACAAUGAUAACAUCAUAAAUGACCCUGAUAAUUGCCCUUUAGUUCCAAAUCCAGAUCAAAGCGACACAGAUGUGGGUGGAGGUGAUAAUCAAGGAGACGCCUGCGAUAAUUGCCCGACAGUUCCAAAUCCAUUCCAAGAGGAUAUGGAUAACGACGGCAUCGGAGAUGCUUGUGACGAUGAUAUGGAUGGAGAUGGUGUUGAAAAUUACAGAGAUAAUUGCCCAAAAAAGCACAAUCCCGAUCAAGGAGAUCGUGAUAAUGAUGGAGUUGGCGAUCUUUGCGAUAAUUGUUUAAUGAGACGAAAUCCCGAUCAAACUGAUAGGGAUGGAAAUUUAGUUGGUGAUGCUUGCGAUACUGGAAGAGACACCGAUUUUGAUGGAAUAAUCGAUCAAAGAGAUAAUUGUAAACACAUCCCAAAUAGUGACCAACAAGAUAUUGAUGGGGAUGGAAUAGGAGAUGCUUGCGAUAACGACAUCGAUGAUGAUGGAGUACCAAACAACAAAGAUAAUUGUAUCUUAAUGCAUAAUCCAGAUCAAAAGGAUUCCGACAAUGACGGAAAAGGUGAUGCAUGCUCCGGAGACAACGAUGGUGAUGGUGUUCCAGAUUUAAUCGACACAUGCCCAAACAACACCCACAUCCACAGAACCGAUUUCAGUACAUAUCAAACCGUAGUUCUCGACCCCGAAGGUGAAGCUCAAAAAGAUCCUAAUUGGAUCAUUUAUAACCGAGGUGCCGAAAUUGUUCAAACAAUCAACAGCGAUCCAGGAUUAGCUGUUGGAUACGAUUCGAUUGGCUCCGUUGAUUUUGAAGGAACCUUUUUUGUUGACACCGAAAUAGAUGAUGACUACGUUGGAUUCAUCUUUAGUUAUCAAAGUUAUAAAAGAUUUUACGCGGUUAUGUGGAAAAAGAAUUCACAAACGUAUUGGCACGCUUCGCCAUUUAGGGCGGUCGCUGAGCCUGGAAUUCAAAUUAAAUUGAUCGAUUCGAAUACUGGACCCGGCGAAAUGCUUCGAAAUUCGUUGUGGCACUCUGGAAAUACAACCGGUCAGGUUAAUCUUCUUUGGAAGGAUCCGAAAAAUAUCGGAUGGAGUGCUAGAAAAUCUUAUAGAUGGUUUUUGAUGCAUAGACCAAGAAUUGGGUUGAUUAGGCUUAGGAUUUUCGAAGGUGAUAGGAUGGUUUCUGAUUCCGGAAACAUUUUUGAUUCAACUUUAAGAGGUGGCCGAUUGGGAGUUUUGUGUUUUUCGCAAGAAAUGGUUAUAUGGUCAGAUUUAGUGUAUAAAUGUAACGAUAACGUUCCAGCCAGCGUUUAUAACGAAUUACCUCACGAUUUAAGAAAACACGUUCAAUCGGAAUGAUAAAUUUUUAAUUAAAACAAUCUAUACUUAAAUUAAUAAUUUCCUUUGUAUUUGAUAACAUUUGAUUUG
This is a messenger RNA of Onthophagus taurus, 3776 nucleotides long. RefSeq names its product Thrombospondin (gene Tsp). Gene Ontology annotation, cellular component: extracellular region. Gene Ontology annotation, molecular function: calcium ion binding. Gene Ontology annotation, biological process: cell adhesion. Lineage: Eukaryota; Metazoa; Arthropoda; Insecta; Coleoptera; Scarabaeidae. The record is from RefSeq and is a predicted model, not a curated record.